Rhododendron vialii is the source of this 1351-nucleotide messenger RNA. Its product is annotated as 28 kDa ribonucleoprotein, chloroplastic-like. Gene Ontology annotation, molecular function: mRNA binding. Gene Ontology annotation, cellular component: cytosol. Lineage: Eukaryota; Viridiplantae; Streptophyta; Magnoliopsida; Ericales; Ericaceae. The transcript is spliced from 4 exons. The coding region runs from base 110 to 1060 and encodes 316 amino acids. The record is from RefSeq and is a predicted model, not a curated record.
UCUCUCUCCUCUCUCCCUUCUCUUUCUUCUUCCCUACCCGUUCCCUUAUCCUCACUCCUCUCCCCCGUAAACCCUCCUCCCUUCUCUCUCUCUCUUUCUCUCUAACACAAUGUCUUCUGCACUUGCACCCACAGUAAUCAACCCCUUAUCAACAUCAAACGGCUUCCUAAUCUCACUCCCAUCAAUCUUCACCACAAAAACCUCACCACACCCAUGUCUCUCAAUACCACCAAAAGCCAUCAAACUCCACCUCCUCUCUCUCUCCUCCCACUCUUCCUUCUUCUCUCUCAAGAAAAAAAGCCAGUCUUUGAAACUGGUCCCUUUCGUUGCCAGAACCUCGGAUUGGGCCCAACAAGAAGAGGAUGACACGGCAGUGGUCGAUGAAGAAGAAGAAGAAGAGUUCAGUUGGGGUGAGGGGGAAAAAGUAGAGGCGGUUGGAGAGACUGAUGAGGAGGGGUUUGUGGGGGGAGGACAGGAGUAUCAAGAACCAAAUGAGGAGGCCAAGCUCUUUGUUGGGAAUUUGCCUUGGGAGUUUGAUAGUGAGAAGUUGGCUCAGUUUUUUGACCAGGCGGGUGUUGUCGAGGUUGCAGAGGUAAUUUACAAUAGGGAGACCGAUCAGAGUCGCGGGUUCGGAUUUGUGACAAUGAGCACUGUUGAAGAAGCUGAGAAGGCCGCGGAAAUGUUCAAUCGUUAUGAUUUAAAUGGAAGGUUUUUAACUGUGAACAAGGCUUCUCCAAAAGGAUCACGGGCAGAACGCCCUCCUCGUGCGUUCGACCGCCCUCCUCGUGAUUUUGGACCUAGUUUUAAACUCUAUGUUGGUAACUUGCCAUGGGACGUGGAUAAUGAAGGCCUUGAACAAGUAUUCAGCGAACAUGGUAAGGUGGUGGAUGCUCGCGUGGUUUAUGACAGGGAGAGUGGACGCUCAAGAGGUUUUGGAUUUGUAACCAUGUCAACUGAGGCCGAGAUGAAUGAAGCAGUUGCCAGCCUUGAUGGACAGGAAAUUGGCGGGAGGUCAAUCAGAGUAAAUGCUGCUGAGGAAAGACCAAGGCGCUCUUUUUGACUUGAAAUGAGAUGAAUUCAAGUGCGUAAAUCGUCUUUCAUCUUUGAGGAGGAAAGAGAAGUGAACUCAAACACAGUUAUUUCUUUCGUGCAUGGGAUUCAUAGUGGUUGCAGUUUUGUUAGUUGUGAUGUCUGAUGGUGGUUGAUUGUCGUCACAUCAAGUACAUUUAUCAGCUUAUUCCUGUUUAUUUCCAAUACUGCUAGUUAUUGUUUGUAUCCUUCGUGAUAUUGGUAUGAGAUUGGAACUUGUUCACUUAUUUAGAGAUUUUGAAAGCAAAUUUCAGGUCCAUCA